This is a messenger RNA of Debaryomyces hansenii CBS767, 1545 nucleotides long. RefSeq names its product TFIIH/NER complex subunit. Gene Ontology annotation, cellular component: transcription factor TFIIH holo complex; transcription factor TFIIH core complex. The record is from RefSeq and is a predicted model, not a curated record. The transcript has a single exon. Gene Ontology annotation, molecular function: zinc ion binding. Bases 1 to 1545 code for a protein of 514 amino acids. Lineage: Eukaryota; Fungi; Ascomycota; Pichiomycetes; Serinales; Debaryomycetaceae. Gene Ontology annotation, biological process: DNA-templated transcription; nucleotide-excision repair; regulation of transcription by RNA polymerase II.
AUGGAUGAGUCAGACGAGGAAUAUAUCGCUCCUCAACAUACAGCUGCUGAUACACCGAGUGGAGUCCCAUCAAAUGAAGCUAGCCAAAAAGAAUCGCUGGUACCGGCAGAUGGUGUUUCAAAGCGGACCAGAUCGAGUGGCAUGACCCACCAACCUCGAAGUGGUGCAGUAGGUGACUUGAAAAGUUCAAACGGUGGAUAUGCAUGGGAAGAUGAAUACCAAAGACCGUGGGAUAUUGUGAAGGAUGAUGAGGAUGGCCGUUCGCUUGAGACCAUUAUUCAAACUAUGAUUGAAAAUAGGAAGAAAAAAAUCAUGAGAAACCCAACUACUCCAUUUCAAAGAGGUAUCAUCAGGACAUUAGUUGUGAUAAUUGAUGGUUCACUGGUUAUGCUGGAGAAAGAUUUAAGGCCUACGAGGUUUUCGAUGAUGUUAUCGUUAUUACAGGAAUUUGUCGUAGAAUAUUUUGAUCAGAAUCCUAUAUCUCAAUUAGGUAUAAUCAUGAUGCGUAAUGGGGUAUCAAACCUCAUUAGUGAGGUGAAUGGUCUGCCACAAUACCAUUUGGAUAAGAUAAGACAAUUGAAAAGUCGACAGCAUAAUAAAUAUGAGCCAAAGGGUGAUCCUUCUUUACAAAAUGCAUUGGAGAUGGCAAGGUCUUUAUUGAUGUACAAUUUUGGUACGAAUUUAAACGACACUAAAAAUUCUAAGGAAAUCUUAAUAAUAUUUGGAGCAUUAUUUACAAGUGACCCUGGUGAUAUUCAUAAAACAAUUAAUAGCUUAGUAAAAGAUGAAAUCAAAGUCAAAGUCAUUGGGCUAUCGGCUCAGGUAGCUAUCUGCCAAGAAUUGGUUAAUAAAACAAAUAACCCAGGUAAAUCGAAUACUUUUUGGUCUGCGGGCGGUAAUAAUUAUGGUGUGAUUAUGAAUGAAAUUCACUUCAGAGAGCUAUUAAUGGAUUGUGUGAUUCCUCUUCCUGUCACUACGAAUGCCGUGAUAGACGAAAACAAUUCAAAAGAAGUACCGAUAAUUAAAAUGGGAUUUCCGCUGAAAAUUCAGCCUGUUAUCACAUCUUCUACGUCAAACUUAUCUGUCGAUUUUCCGCAAUUAUGUGCAUGCCAUCCAACUCAAGAUUCUCUUGAAUCAAAAAAUAACGAUCCAACAGCAACACUUGGAACAAGAAGUGUAAUUGGUUAUGAAUGUCCUCAAUGUAAUAAUAAGGUUUGCCAUUUGCCUACAAUUUGUCCAAUAUGUGGGCUUAUGCUAAUUCUCUCUACACAUUUGGCAAGAUCAUAUCAUCAUUUGGUACCAUUAGGAGAUUACAAAGAAGUUCCAGUCAGUGAAUCAUACAGUAGUACAUAUUGUUAUGGAUGUUUACUUAAAUUCCCUAGUGGAAUUAAAAACACAGAUGUGAAUGAAGACGGUAAAACUAAAAUGGAUUCCCUUACAAGUUCUAGAUACCGUUGUGGAAAAUGUCAAAAUGAUUUCUGCAUCGAUUGUGAUGUUUUUGUUCAUGAGAGUUUACAUAACUGCCCUGGUUGCGAGAAUAAAUAG